This is a messenger RNA of Cladocopium goreaui, 7344 nucleotides long. Lineage: Eukaryota; Dinophyceae; Suessiales; Symbiodiniaceae. The record is from the annotation of a GenBank genome assembly.
AUGGGAGAUGCAGAGAGGGACCAAUCUGGAGGUGCCUGGUCUCGCGUUCCAGUUUGGGACGGAUCGCCACAGACGUGGCGAGCUUUCCAGAGAGAAAUGAAAUGGUGGACUAGCAGCCUGGACUUAGAAGGAACGAAGAAAUACAACCUUGCUGCACGUUGGUUGUUGAGGCAGUCAGGCGUAGUUCGCCAAAGAGGUGAAGAGUUCAAUCCAGAUGAACUUGAAUACCAGAAGGAGGUCAAAGGUCAAGAUCCACAGACAGGUGACGAAGUUGUCAUUACGCCUGAGGACCCGCUGAGUGGCUUGACAAAGUUGCUGAAAGCGUUAGAGGGCAUCAAUGGCAAAACAACACUUGACAAACGUGGAGAGCUGAGAAAUUUGUUUUACUUGGAGUUGAAAAGAAAACCAGGUGAACGCAUAGCUGAGUUUUGCUCCAGGUUUAGAGUUUCUCUUGCAGACCUCAGAACGGAGGGAGUGACCUUGCCUUCCGGUGAAGUUGGAUGGUUUUUCAAGACAAAGCUUGGUCUUGACCCACUGCGAGUGCAACUCCUGGAAACAGCCUUGCAAGGAUCCGUUGGUGCGCAAGUCUUUUGGAGACAGCAACAACAAGGGUGGUUCCUUGAUGCAGAGGUUUUUGACUUCACAGCCAUGGUUUCUGAAGCAGAGGACCCUGAACCCGAUGAUGAAGCAGAGCUGUUGGAGGAUGAGAAUGAAGCUGAGCCGAACUUGGAGGAUAUGCUGAAAAGUGAAGCCGAAGCACUUGCGGCUGAGUUAGAUGACGCUGCAGACAAUGGCGUCGAUGCUUCAACCCUGCAGGAGAUUGAGGAAUCAGUUGAAACUGCAGCUGAGGCGCUCCUGACGAUGAAGGAGGCUCGAACAAAGUUGCAGGAAGUGAAACGUGAUCGAGGCUACAUGAAACCUUCUGAUGGUGCCUCGAAAACAAACCCAAAGAAGACUGCCAAGAACCCUUGUUUCGACUGUGGCCUUCCUGGACACUGGGCUGGCGAUCCUGAAUGUGGAAAACCUGGACAAGGCCUGGCGAGAAAAUCUUCGCUGAAGAAACCCAGCGGCCGACAUGUCAAGGUGGUUGAGACCUUGAACACUGAACAUGUGGAUGAUGUUAAAGGUGAAAGCCAUGAGGUGCUCACCGUGUCGGCACAGCCUUUGUCCCAGUCCUUUGUAGCUGCACUUGAAGAUGCCCACUCCGUGACAAAAGAAGCGCUGAUUGCACAGCUGGCAGAAGACAAACGUCUUGUUGGAGCUUUGGAUUCGGCAUGCAACAGGACAUGUGCUGGACCGGAUUGGUUGAAAGGGUAUCUUCAUGGACUUCAAUCUGCACCAGAAAGCAUUAGGAGCUUAGUGACCUCAAAGCCUGAGCAUGAAACCUUUCGUUUUGGAAAUGGCGGCACCAAGGUGUCGGACAUGCGAUGGAGAUUGCCAACAGUGAUAGGAGGGAGGCUGUUUUGCUUUUGGUGUUCGGUGGUGCCAGUUCCAUCCCUUGGUCUUCUACUUGGCCGUGAUUUUUUGGAAAGUAUUGGAGCUGAUCUGUCCUUUUCACGCCGUGAACUUUGCUGUGAACGUUUGGGGGCUGAGAAGAUUCAACUGAAACAGCUGGCUGCAGGACAUUACCUACUGCCUUUGAUUCCUGCUGCAUGGCCAGGUGUGGGCUCUCAGCGUUGGCGUAGGAUUGGACAAGAUGGCAUCAUUGAGUUGCAGAUGUCGUGGCGCAGAAUGUUCCUCAAGCUGAACGAGCGCAUGCUGUGGGCCGCAAGAGGCGUCCUGCUCUGGCUUUUACAAAGGCCUUUCUUGCGCUUUCUGCCCUUUCCAUACCCCUCGACGUCAUCAACAGACAAAUGGUUGGAGCAAGCGCGCAAGCAGGUUUCAGCCGGGGUGAUCUCAAAGCGCCAUUUCAAGUUGGCGGUCGCCAUGAAGCAGUUCACAAUGGCCAAUCUGGGAGAAUUCAUACGCCUGAGAGGACGCAUUGGCCUCAAAUUGGCGUUCUGCGAGGAUCCGACGGUGGAGGGCAUGUUGCAAGCUCUUCCAAUGAAAGGCAUGGCCAACAAGAUCCGAAAGGCCGUUCAAGCAGAAGCUGUGGCCGCAGCCAAGCAGCUUGCCAGCGACAACAAGCGAGAAGCAGAGGCCCGGACCUUGAUUGGACCGAAGGGCGGACUUCCUUCACUACGAGGGGACUUGGUGAGACUUGCAGCCCUUCUCCAAGUAACUCUUGGAGACAAGGACACCAUCGAGGUGAUCAAAGAAAAGGUGAAGCCAAUGGUGGCCAUCCUCAAAGAGAAGCCUGUGCAGCCGACCGCUGCAAAGUCAACAGCCAAAGCCAAAGCUGCCAAGCCGAAAAGCCAUCCCAAAGAUGCGAGCGCUUCGUCAAUGUCUUCAGAGGUGCGCCCACUGUCAGUUCUUCAAGAUCAGGUGGCAAGCUUGACAGCACAGUUGGAAGCAAUGAAAGCCUUGCUGCCGGAACAGCACCAAGUGCCGGUGGUGGAUCUCAUGGAGGUGGACGCGAAAUCGGAAGUGGAGUCGAUGACUUCCGGGGAUUACAAGCAAGUUCAAGAAGCGAUGCUGGAGGAUUGCUACGGGGACGCCCUGAGAGCACAAUACGGGGACGUCGACCUGGUGGAUCUGACACAGGCUCAGAUGAUUGCACAAGCCUGGCAGAAGCAUGAAGUUGAUCGUUUGAAAACCUCCUGGGGCCCAGCCAAGAUCCGUGAGACUUUGGUUGCUGACUAUGAGAAUGAUUUCUGGCAUGCAUUGACGGAAGAGACCUUCAUCCAACCCAUGGUCUUUGAUUUUGAGUCCUUUGCGGUUUCUGACGCCAAUGCAGUUGAAAAGAAUUCCAAGACUUCAAAGAAUGCCAAGAUUUCUGAGUAUAAGCAGUUUUCCAAGAAUGCCAAAGUCCCACCGAAUGUCAAAGUUCCUGCGAAUGACCUGGCCACAAAGAAUGUCAACCGUUCUGAGCCCUGUGCAGGCUCGUCGAAGGUCAAGCCGUUUGUGACAGAGGUCUACACGAGUGCUGAGAACGUCAUGAAAGAGGCCAGAAAACGUGGACACAAUGUGGGGCAAUCUAUGUCCUUGGAAACUGGUUGGAACUUCUUGGAUGCCAAUGACAGGUUCAAAGCUUACAACAAGAUCAGAGAUGAAAAGCCUUUUUGCGUGGUUUUAGCAUUUCCUUGCAAUGGUUUCAGCCCUCUUCAACGUUUGAAUGGACUUCAUCCCGAAAGAAAAGCAGAAAGAAGGGCGAUUGGUCGUGAACUCAUGAAGUUUGCCUUGGAAAUAGCUGAACUGCAAAUCGGAGAAGGUCGUCAUGUCAUCUUGGAAAACCCUCGAGGCAGUGAAGCUUGGAAUGAACCUGAGAUGCUGAGUUUUCUUGAGGAGAAUGAGCUCUACGCCGCUAUCUUUGACCAAUGCCGUUUUGGCCUCAAAAGCCUUUCUGGUUGGUUGCACAAGAAGCCAACGAGAGUGGUGAGCUCAAGUUCAGAUGUUGCUGCGGAACUGGAUGGAGUGACUUGCAUGCGCAACCACCUUCAUGCGCCAGUUCUGGGCGGCUCUCAUGUGACAGCCCGUGCGGGCAUCUACCCGAAGCCUUUGGCACGCGCCAUGGUUAGGGGCCUUGAGAAGCAGUUUGAACGAGAGUUUGCUCCUCGUGAAGCUCUUGUUGCCGAAAUUGGAGAGGAUGUUGAGGAGGAGGAAUUGGCUUUUGAAGGCGGUGGAUUGGUGAUGCCUCAAGAUGAUGGCAGUGAUGUGGAGGACGAAGCGGAUUCAAAAGGAACUGCAAUUCCUGUUUCUUCUGGCAUGCGUGCAACAAUCCUUCGACUUCACCAAAACACUGGCCACAGAUCGGGCAAAAGGUUAGCUCGAGCCCUAGCCAUAGCGGGUGCACCUGCAGAAGCAAUUCAGGCGGCAAAGCAACUACAAUGCUCAGUAUGCCAAGAGCGGCAACCACCUCGUGCACGUCGCCCUGCUUCUCUUCCUAUGCCUCGUGACAUGGGUGACCAAAUCCAUGUGGACUUGCUGGAAGUUUUUGACACCAGCGAGAAGAAGUACGUAGUGGCCCAUGCAACUGAUGCCGCUACACGGUUUCAGGUGGCUGAGAUUUUGCCAGACAAGUCAACCAAGUCUGUGGUGCGCUUCCUUUCUACCAGAUGGAUUGCAACAUUUGGCCCUCCGAGAGUGAUGGUCGUGGACCAAGGCAGAGAAUUUGUGUCUUGGGAAAUGGAGGAAUAUGCUGGAAGCCAAUCAAUUCUUUUGCACCACAUCGCCGUUCAGGACAUGCAGGUAGCCUUGGCCGAGGCUACAUCAGCUUACAAUGGCGACAUCAAUGAAUUGGGUGCCUCCCCUUUUCAGGCAGCCAUUGGACGUCAGCCACGAAUGGUUGGUGACGUGUUGGGUGGCAUUCAAACCAGGCUUGCGGAGCAUGGACUCAUAGGCUCCAAGCCUUCGCUGGCUAGACAGUUGGCCAUGCGAGAAGUUGCCAAAAUAGGAAUGACCCGCCUUCACUUCAGCCGAAGUUUGCGGAAGGCAGAGCUAGCACGAUCGCGAAACCCAACCAUUGAGCAGCUUCCAGAGCCUGGCACAAUCUGCUACUUCUACAGGCCUUUGAAGUACAACAACAAGACAGCGCCGUCCAAGAAGAAGCUCACUCUGAAACGUUGGCAUGGCCCUGCACUUCUUUUGGCCAUUGAAGGCAGAAGCUCUGGAUACUUGAGCUACAAGGGGCAAUUGACCAAAUGCGCCCUGGAGCACAUUCGUGCAGCCAGCACGAUGGAACAGAUAGCUGCAGAUUCAUGGCGUGAAGCCAUCGAAGAAGCUGUUGAGGCUGCCACCUUGGACUUGUCGGCCCGUGGACUUCCUUUGGCCGAUGGUGGCGAUGGAACUGCUGUUCAACAACCAGCUGCUGUGAUGCCAAUGCCUGGCACUCCUGCCUUCUUGCCCUCAUCUUCAGCAGCUGCAGUUCCAGAACAAGCAAUGCCGGUUGGCGAUGACUUGCCUCCGGUAGCGACGUUUGAACGAGCCACCACAGAUGGACUUUCAAGUGGACUCGGCGAUGGACUUCGAAAACGAGCCUCAAGCUUUGCAAGCCAGUUGCAGGGCGUCAUGGAACAGGCACAACGUCAACGUUUGGCAGAUCCUACAGGAACCAAACGAGCUGCAGACACAUCACUGGAAAGAUUGAAGGCUGAAUCCUCUGAGCCUCCUGAUCCUCAACCUGAUGAACCUCCAGUGAUCACAGCAACUUCAUCUACUGAGCCUGUUGCAGAAGCAUUGCAGACCACGAGAGAAGAUGUUUUGUCCAGUUUGGGCGAUCCUCCACUACACCCAUUGCAACACAUCUACAAUGCUGCCUGUGAAGACAGACUCAACCCUACUGAAGUGCGUGUGAAAGAUCAUGGUUCUUGGGAUGGCAGAUGGCCGUUACCCUCAAGAACGGAAUGGCAUGUUCACCAACGGCUUGGACUUCCUUGGCCUUGUGGGCAUGAUGAUCUGGUUGAAAAUGAUGUGAUGGCAGUUCAAGCCAAUCGCAAAGAAUUUCACUGGCGCUCCAUGAGUGAUGCUGAAAAGGCUGAGUUCAAGAUUGCAGCCGAACAAGCUUGGAGUGUUUGGAAGGAGAAUGAUGCGGUUGAAGAACUAUCUCCUGAAGAAUCUCAACGAGUGCGUAAGAGACUGAAGAGAGAAGGCCUUCGCACUGAGCAGAACAAGUUGCCUCUCCGUGCACGAGCGCGCAUUGUUGUUCCUGGUUUCAAGGACAUCUUUUCAUUUGGACUUCGAAAGGAUGCUCCUACAUGUUCAAGACUGGCCCAACAUUUCCUCUUGACCUUGACGGCAUGUUUCAAUGUAAUGGCUGUUGGAGCUGACCUUGCCUGGACUUUGCUUUCAGCCGACAUCAAGUCAGCCUUCAUGAAAGGAGAUGCCUACAUGGAUGGGACCAGAGAGCUGUUCAUGGAGAACAUCCGAGGAGCCCUUGAUGAGCCUCGCCUGCCUUUUCCUGGACUUGCCAGGAUACGCAAAGGAGUUUUUGGUUUGAGUGAUGCGCCGAGACGUUGGUAUUUGAGGUUGAACAAGUCCCUGAUUCAGCAGGGAUGGCAAAGAACUACACUGGACUACGCCUGUUGGGUUCUGUGGUCGCCAUGUGGAACAAGGUUGGAUGGUGUCCUCAUCUCACAUGUGGAUGAUUUGCUUUUGGGCGGAAACCGCCGAGCUGUCGCCAAACUUCAAGAGCUUGGACGAGAGUUGGGGUUCGGAAGCACCUCAGAGAAGGACAUUACCUAUUGUGGUAAGCGCAUCCGCCAAUGGGAUGACGGCCACAUCACCAUCACCAUGGAGGAGUACCACAGCAACCUGAAGACAGUGAACAUUCCUGUGCCUCGCAGAGCCAACCCAGACUCAGACUUGACGGAGAUGGAACGACGUCAACUUCGUGCAAUCCUUGGUUCACUACAAUGGCUGGUUGCUCAACUGCGAUUUGAUUUGGGUUUUCAGCUCAGCACCUUGCAAGGUGAACCGCCGAAGAUCAGCACCCUGAUGAAGGCGAAUCUGCUUGUCAAGCGCUUCAAGCAGGACCCUGACUUUGCCCUGACCUUCAAGCCGAUGGAUUUGAAGGGAGCUGGAAUCAUGGUGGUAACCGAUGCCAGUUUGGGGAAUGUCACCAAAGCUGGCGGAGCUGAAGGAACUGUGUCGGAAAAGGUGUUUAGCCAAAGCGCCUACUACGUCCUCUUAGCCGACAAGGACCUCUUGGCUGGACGAGAAGGAAGCUUCUCAGUGCUGGACGCAAGAAGCCACAGACUUCCUCGAGUAUGCCGCUCUACAUACGGAGCAGAGCUGCUGGGAGCAGAAGAAGCAUUUGAUGUUGGAUGUUUCUGCCGUGGCUGGUGGGCGAUGUUGCAAGGCCUUCCCAUCGAACACAAACGUGCUGAAGAAGUCAUGGACUGCAUUCCUUUGGCAGUCAUCACAGAUGCACGCGAUGUCUACGACAAAGGGUCUUCAGACACACCUUCGUACGGAUCUCAAAAAUCCCUGGCGUUCACAGUGGCCUGGAUUCGUGGAGUCCUUAGCAAACCCAACACCAUGCUCAAGUGGACAUCGACGGAGAACCUCUUCGUGGAUUGCGGGACGAAAGACAUGAGCGCUGAGCAUGUGCAUAAGAUUCUUAGCAGCUGCCGAUGGAGCGUGACCUUCAACCAAGAGUUUGUCAAGCAGAAGCAGAAGACGAAGCCGAAGAAGCUCGCUGGUGGAAGCUGUGAGAGUCUGCUGGUAGGUGUCCUGAUCAAUGUGGCACGCCAUGCAAAGUCUUUCAGAACUCCAGGAACUCAACUCUUCAACUUGUUGGAGAUUGCG